Pedinophyceae sp. YPF-701 is the source of this 1095-nucleotide messenger RNA. The record is from the annotation of a GenBank genome assembly. Lineage: Eukaryota; Viridiplantae; Chlorophyta; Pedinophyceae.
AUGGGGAAGUGUCUGUCGAAGGGCGCGGAGGCGGAGGCGAAGGAGGCGCCUCCUCGUCAGGCGCAGGAGAAGCCGGAGACGACACCAGAGGUGCCCCUGCAGACCGUCGAGGUUCCUGACCGCGCGAGCGAGUACCAGGAGGUGGAGGUGGCCGCGGACACGGGCGACAUUGAGAUAGAGCUGGAGCCGGCGCCGGAGCCCCGUCGGAAGACGCACUUCGAGGACGAGGCGGGUGAGAGCGAGGAUGCAGUGGUUGAGCCAGAGGACGGGCCUGCGCCGGUCCCGAAGGUGCGACGGCGCUCGAAGGGCGUGUCGUGGUAUGCGAAGGCGGAAGGCUCGGGGGAGGACUCGGGGCGGGCUUACGACGGCAUGGGCGACCCGGUGUCGGCCGAGGUGCUGUCGAAGAGGGAGCAGGACGAGCUGAGGAGGCAGGAGGAGGAGGCGAAGCGCGCGGCGCCGCAGAAGCGGAGCCGCGGGAUCUCGUGGAUCGACGGGCAGCCGGUGGACCGGACGGGCCCGCAGGACGAGGCCGGGCCGGACGGACAGGCGCGGCCGGCAAGCAACGUGUUUCCGCCGCCAGCGCCGCCGAAGAAGAAGUCCACGCGGACGAAGCGGCUCGCGCCGGCGGACAUGGUCGUGGACCACGCGCAGAGGACGCUCUACGCAGGCUACACGCCGCCCAAGCUCAACGUCCCGCCCCCGGACGCCCCUGCGUCUGGCAACGACGACUCCUUGCAACCAACGCCGUCAAGUGACAACGAAGCGAAGCUCCGGAAGGGGCUGCACGCCGGCAACACCCCGAAGUCGAUCGUCCUCGGCAGCGACGACGACGACGACGAGGACGCGCUCGCGGAGCUGUCGGCGCUGGACGUCGAGGUGGCGGCAAUGAUGCGCAAGAGCAACAAAGCCGGGCGCACGAGCAGCCAAACGAACAGCGACGCGAGCAAGGUCGCGCUCCGCACGGGGUCGCACCAGACGAGGGCGCACCCGAAGAAGUCGGCGCUGAAGCACCACCCCGACUCGUCAGGGCACGGCCAGGCCGGGAAUCCGGUCGCGGCGGCAAGGCAGAAGCUGGCGUCGACGAACGCGCUGUGA